CCGAAGCCUCCCGCAGCUUCACCACGCUUCCGUUCGCCGUCCCUCAUCAAUGCACCCGCGGUAGCCUGCUCCCCCUCCAGCCUAUUGAUUGAGGUGCGAUUCCCCACCAUGUCCAUGGCCAACAGCGCCAGCUUCAUCGAACCGCCGACGGGCUCCUCCGAUGUCGACGAAGUCGAUUCGCUGCCCUCCUCCUCCACGAGCUCGUCGGUCGAUGACGAGGAAUACGUUUCGGAUGCAGAGCGGGAGUGGAGGGAGUCGCUGCAGCAACUGGAGCUGCUGUUGACCAUGCUGGUGGUGCCGUAUGUGGGGAAGUACUUUGGGCGGAAAUGCGCCUAUUGGGGCUGGGCGAAGUUCAUGGAAUGGAAAUACCCCGUUGAAAUCGUCGUCACGAGCCCGGCAGCAUUCAAGGGCGCGGGAGCCAUCGAGGCCGCGGCAACGUUAUAACCCGUCGCCCGAGUGACGAUGCGGAGGAUGCAUUUGGGGGCAUAUAUCAGACGGCUAGGCGUUGGGGCGAAUCUAUCAAGGGCUGCUUCAUUUCGAAAGUUGUACCGAACCACCGGACACAGCAUGUAUAGAUUCGGAACGAUCAAUCGAAAGCGAAUGUAAAUAUUGGGAAUUGUACCGAAGGCUGAUCCAGGC
Trematosphaeria pertusa is the source of this 639-nucleotide messenger RNA. RefSeq lists its product as uncharacterized. The transcript is spliced from 2 exons. Lineage: Eukaryota; Fungi; Ascomycota; Dothideomycetes; Pleosporales; Trematosphaeriaceae. Gene Ontology annotation, biological process: mitochondrial outer membrane translocase complex assembly; protein insertion into mitochondrial outer membrane. The record is from RefSeq and is a predicted model, not a curated record. Gene Ontology annotation, cellular component: mitochondrial outer membrane. Bases 109 to 444 code for a protein of 111 amino acids.